CACCUCAGCGGCCGCCGCAGAGGCGCGGCGCGGGGGAGGGGAAGGGGCCCGGGAGAGUAGGCCAGGGCCUACGGCUGGGCGCGGCGGCGCGCACGCAGGCCUUUCCUCUCUGGAUCACCUCCCUCACGCCGGCAGCAGAGCGGGCGCGCACGCCAAGUGACGCUCCGAGGAGGAAGCGCAGCCCUGUCUCCUCCCUCGUAGCCCCGGGCACCGCGGGAGCCCCCCCAGUGCGCCUGUGCGGAGGCCUCCCGGAUUAUGUGUGCCGGCGCCGGGCGCCAGCGCUAACGCCGGGCGAGGCAGGGAGGGAAGGCGCUGAGGAGGAGGAGGUGGUGGCGGAGGGCGGUGGGGGAGUCAGCAAGGACAUGGCUCCUGACUCCAGUGCGGAACAUGGUCUCUAGCGACCGGCCCGUGUCACUGGAGGACGAGGUCUCUCAUAGUAUGAAGGAGAUGAUUGGAGGCUGUUGCGUUUGCUCAGACGAGAGAGGCUGGGCCGAGAACCCGCUGGUUUAUUGCGACGGGCACGGCUGCAGUGUCGCGGUGCAUCAAGCUUGCUAUGGCAUUGUUCAAGUACCUACUGGACCAUGGUUUUGCAGGAAAUGCGAAUCUCAAGAGAGAGCAGCCAGAGUGAGAUGUGAACUGUGUCCCCAUAAGGAUGGAGCUUUAAAAAGAACAGAUAAUGGGGGUUGGGCUCAUGUGGUUUGUGCCCUGUAUAUUCCAGAGGUACAGUUUGCAAAUGUUUCUACAAUGGAACCUAUCGUUUUACAGUCUGUUCCACAUGAUCGUUAUAAUAAGACUUGCUACAUAUGUGAUGAACAAGGAAGAGAAAGCAAAGCAGCCACUGGUGCUUGCAUGACAUGUAAUAAACAUGGAUGUCGACAGGCUUUCCAUGUAACAUGUGCUCAGUUUGCUGGACUGCUUUGUGAAGAAGAAGGUAAUGGUGCAGAUAACGUCCAAUACUGUGGCUACUGUAAAUACCAUUUUAGUAAGCUGAAAAAGAGCAAACGGGGAUCUAAUAGGUCAUAUGAUCAAAGUUUAAGUGAUUCUUCUUCUCACUCUCAGGAUAAACAUCAUGAGAAAGAGAAAAAAAAAUACAAAGAGAAGGACAAGCACAAACAAAAACAUAAGAAGCAACCAGAACCAUCAGCUGCUUUGAUUCCAUCACUGACUGUUACAACAGAAAAAACUUACACAAGCACUAGCAACAACUCUAUAUCUGGAUCAUUGAAGCGCUUGGAAGAUACUGCAGCAAGAUUUACAAACGCAAAUUUCCAAGAAGUCUCUGCACACACCUCCAGUGGAAAAGAUGUUUCAGAACCUAGAGGUUCAGAGAGCAAAGGGAAGAAGUCUUCAGCUCACAGCUCAGGUCAGAGGGGAAGGAAGCCUGGUGGUGGAAGAAAUCCAGGAGUGACUGUGUCAGCAGCUAGUCCUUUUCCUCAAGGCGGUUUUUCAGGAGCUCCAGGCAGUGUCAAAUCAUCUUCUGGAAGUUCAGUGCAGUCUCCCCAGGAUUUCUUGAGCUUUACAGACUCAGAUCUGCGCAAUGACAGUUACCCUCAUUCACAGCAGUCAUCAUCAACCAAAGAUGUACAUAAAGGAGAAUCUGGAAGCCAGGAAGCGGGGGUAAAUAGUUUUAGUUCCUUAAUUGGUCACCCUGCGACUGCAGCUGUUAUUUCACAGCCUAAAAGCUUUGAAAAUUCACCUGGAGAUUUGAGUAGUUCCAGCCUUUCUACAACAGGAUACAAACGGGCUCAAACUUCGGGCAUAGAAGAAGAAACUGUAAAGGAAAAGAAAAGAAAAGGAAAUAAACAAAGCAAGCAUGGGCCUGGUAGACCGAAAGGAAACAAAAGUCAAGAGAAUAUUUCUCAUCUCUCAGUUUCUUCUGCAUCACCAACAUCGUCAGUAGCGUCAGCUGCAGGAAGUGUGGCAAGCUCCAGUCUCCAGAAGUCCCCCACGUUGCUGAGGAACGGCAGUCUCCAGAGUCUCAGUGUCGGCUCCUCUCCAGUUGGUUCAGAAAUUUCCACGCAGUAUCGGCAUGAUGGAGCUUGUCCAACAACUACUUUCUCAGAGUUGCUGAAUGCAAUACACAAUGGUAUUUAUAACAAUGGUGAUGCAGGAGCGUCAUUUCCCAACGCGGUAUCUGGCUCAGGUUCCAGCACUCCUGUCUCCAGCUCACAUUUACCUCCACAGCCUUCAGGGCAUUUGCAGCAGGUGGGAAGUCUCUCCCCAUCUGCUGCAUCAGCUGUAACUGCUGCUGUGGCUCCAACUCAGGCAAAUACCCUGUCUGGCUCUUCGCUUAGCCAGGCACCGUCUCACAUGUAUGGAAGCAGAUCAAAUCCAAAUUCAGCAGUGGCAGCUCUCAUAGCUCAGUCUGAAAACAGUCAAACAGAUCAGGACCUGGGAGACAACAGCCACAGCCUGGUCGGCAGAGGAAGCUCGCCCAGAGGAAGCCUCUCCCCGAGGUCCCCAGUGAGCAACUUACAGAUCCGCUAUGAUCAGCCAAGUAGCAGCACUUUGGACAGCCUGCCUCCAGUAGCGGCCAGCAUAGAACAGCUGUUGGAGAGGCAGUGGAGUGAAGGACAGCAGUUUCUGUUAGAGCAGGGCACACCGAGUGACAUUUUAGGAAUGCUGAAGUCACUACACCAACUUCAAGUAGAAAAUCGAAGAUUGGAGGAACAAAUUAAAAACUUAACUGCCAAAAAGGAGCGUCUUCAGUUACUGAACGCACAGCUUUCAGUGCCUUUCCCAGCGAUAGCCGUGGCCCUCAGCCCAUCGCAGCAGCUGCACCCGUUUUCCGCCCAGACUGCUCCAACUGCUGAUUCCUUGAACAGCAAUAAGAGCCCUCAUAUAGGAAACAGCUUUUUACCCGAUAGCUCUCUUCCUGUAUUAAACCAGCAGGACUUAACCUCCAGUGGCCAGAGUACCAGCAGCUCCUCUGCCCUCUCCACGCCACCGCCUGCCGGCCAGAGUCCGGCACAGCAGGUCCCUGCCGUCCCUGGGGUCCAGCAGAUCAACGGCAUGACGGUGGGGGCGCUGGCUGGUGGCAUGCAGCCCGUGGCCGCCUCUAUCCCUGCCGCCACCGCAGUGGGGGGGUUAAUUGGAGCUUUGCCAGGUAACCAGCUGGCAAUUAACGGCAUUGUAGGAGCUUUAAACGGGGUGAUGCAGACCCCUGUCACCCUGUCCCAGAACCCUGCCCCCCUCACUCACACAACUGUACCACCUAACGCAACACAUCCAAUGCCAGCCACGCUGACUAACAGUGCCUCAGGACUAGGAUUACUUUCUGACCAGCACAGACAAAUACUUGUUCAUCAGCAACAGUUUCAGCAGUUGUUAAGUUCUCAACAGCUCACACCAGGGAGAGAGAAGAGAAGGCGCGCUCGAGGUAGAGGGAGCAGCAGUUGUAAAAGACCUGGGCAUGUGUUGUGUUGUGGAAGACUAGAAGGAAGGCAGAUGACUGCAGAGAGAGAGGUGGGCCGCAGCAGUGGAGAGGAGCAGCACCAGGCUUUCCUGUACCAGUUCAUACAUCAGCACCCGCAGCAUCACGCGCCUGAGCUGCAGCCACUGCAGCUGCCUGGCCCCACGCAGCUCCCCAUGAACAGCCUGCUCACCGGAGCCCCCGCACCCCCUCUGCACACAGCCACCAACCCCUUCCUCAACAUCCAUGGGGACAGCGCCGGCCAGGUCACAAGAAUUAGUGAUAAAACUGGGCCUGUAGCUCAGGAGAAGAGUUGACCCUUGAGAAGCACCUGAGAGGCCUCUGCCAUGGUCUGAGGACCUGCGAUCCAUCGAGGCGGCCACAGGACAGAGGCCACGUGAGGGCGCGCUCGUCAGGCACCCAUUUUCUUGUUGCUUUGUUGCACUGACAGGUCCCACUGGAAGGUUUUAAAUUGUGAAAGAAAAUGUAAUAGCUAACUUGUGUCAAUGAAAUAACUUACAUGAAAUUAGUUUAUCACCUCAAGAAAAAUUGAAUAUAGUUGGUGCGCAACUAGUUAUAAAUGGAGACGCAAACAGCAUGAAGAUUUGUUCCAUUCACAAACGACUUGGUUUUACUGUACAAGUUGGAGUAUGAAACAUCAUCACUUCUUUGGGUCACAGUAUGCUUGCUCUAAGUCAGAUCUGAAAUUCCAAGGGAUUGUUUCUUAUUUUAGAAUUCUAGUUAGUCACUUACACAAUGUCACCCACCAAGACUCUGCAAAACUUUGUUCAGAAUACUUCUUUUCUGAUGAGACUUGGCCCAUUCGGGUAAUAGGAUUAGGGCAUAAUGUUUGGUUCUGUUAAAGGUACUUUUCUUUUGCUAAGUGCUUCUGUAGUGUCAAAACCUGCUCAUAGUUAGGGAGCCAGAGAAAGCAAGUACUAGGCUGCAGGGAGCAGGGUCAGUGCACAGCAAAAGCCGGCUCUCAGAAAGGCUGCACGAGGCAGCUUUGCCUCACGAAGGCAGCAGCUCAGGGCUCCAGCACCCCGCCUUGCAACAGGCACAGCCCUGCUGGGAGGCUCAGCACCCCACAGGGCUGAGUGCAGCCCUUUCACCACUGAGGGGGUUUGGUGAGAUUAUGCAUUUGUUUUACUUAAAACUUCCCAGUACUAACCGUGCAGACUGGCUGGCCACACCGUCAGCCACACUUUCCUUGCGACACCCAAGAUACAGGUGCACUCAUGUCUGAAAGCUGAGUGACGAGCAGGAAGCCCAGCUGGGAUCAGACCUCCACUGUGUACUGAGCUGGAAGAACACGCUGACUCUGCAAUAUGUCUCCUGGUUAAACAUUGCACAGUUCUUACCUCAUUUCUGUACAUAAGGUUUUGUGAAUCUGUUUUGUAUUGUGAAAAAUUCAUAAGAUAACAUUGAUAUUUUGAUUUGUAAUAUUUCUAAUUGGUAGAAUUAAUUGAAAAGUAAAGUUAAUUUAUUUUUAUAUGUUCAGGGGAAUUUUAAAGAAAGUCAAACCUUUUGUAGAUAAUUUAAAAAAUCAGUGUGGCUUAUUUUACUUAUUUAACCCACUGGUUGGUAUUCUGUAACAAUUUGUAUAAAUAGUAAAUUUUCAAUGUGUUGUUAUUUUGCCUAGAUGUAAAAUUCCACAUGUAUUAAAAUGUACAAACUUGUUAAUAAAAUUUAAUGAUGUUUAUAA
Molecule: messenger RNA, 5117 nt
Organism: Cavia porcellus (domestic guinea pig)
Lineage: Eukaryota; Metazoa; Chordata; Mammalia; Rodentia; Caviidae
Gene: Mllt10
Product: MLLT10 histone lysine methyltransferase DOT1L cofactor
Exons: 24
Coding region: 388-3729 (1113 amino acids)
Biological process (GO): regulation of transcription by RNA polymerase II
Cellular component (GO): nucleus
Molecular function (GO): histone binding; nucleosome binding
Source: RefSeq, a predicted model, not a curated record